AGUCCCGUUGCGGUCGGGGGUUCAGCUCUCGGCGCAGGGCCGUACGCAUCUGUGGGCGAAGCUCCACGUGGAACAGCUGCCUUAUCGCGUCGUCUUGCAUGUUUUAUACAACGUCUCGGCCAUUCGGAUCGUGGUUACAGUCGUCGCGAAAUUCACGCCGACGGUGGACAAAUCUCGUUUUCGGUUCUACAUGCGUUUUGUCUUCUUUGAAUCAGUAGUUCACGUUUCUAGUCUAUACCUUUCCUUCUUUUUUCCCCCCCUGUUCUUUGUAAUCGUUUGGCGGAGCCACGCCACCACCACGUCGUGAGUCGUCCAUGAAUGAGCAGCGAGUGACGCGUGUGUUUUCCGUAAUCGUCUUUCGUGCUCGAUCGCUCCUCGGGUAUCCUUGCUUGGUGACGUGUGUUCUUUGUGCGCCACGCUUUCUGGCUGUGCCGCACGCAGAAAGUUACGAGAGUUAACUUUCGAGUGCUCGCGAAAACGGUGUGCCAACUGAGCAGGAGAAGGUGGAGGAGAAGGAGGAGGAUUUAAAGAAACGCACCUUGCGUGUGUGCGCGUUGCGUGCGUGCGUGUGUGUGCGUGUAUGUGGUGUUUCUCCACGCGUCGCGUCGGUUUCUAAUUUGCCGCAGCGGAGGGGAGAGAAGGAAGCGUUCGAUGGAAAAUCGAAGGGAGCAAGUGUGAGAAAUAACUGCUAGCGGGAGAGAGAGAGAGAGAGAGAGUAGUGGUGACGACGCGUGUUCGUCUGUCGUGGUGCCGUUGCUGCCGUCCGAUUGUUUUCUCACUUGGCCUGUCCGCUUUGGUGCAUCGCUCUUUACGAACCCGGGGCCGGCGUCUCAUGUUGUUUACAAAUCAACGCGAUUACGUUGCUGCACGUCGUGUACACACGGUGUUACUCGCAUGCAACAGGCGACACCGCGUUGCCAAAGUUUCCUCUUGAUUAAUCGAUUGGAAAUUACAGUCGGUCCGAGCGAUACCUCUCAAGGAUUCGAAUUAAUCGCACCGGUUGUCGCCGGUAGUCGCAGGGACAUCCAGAGGAAACCAGCGAAGGAAGGAACAAAGCGUAGAAGAGCGCGACGCAUUGGCGUAGAGUCGGCAAGGAGGGUCGCGUCUAGGGAAAAAUCGGUAGAAAAGUUUCGGGUGCACGCGCAAGGAAUAUCAGCUGUAUAAUUACGCGAAGGUAGCGCGCGGCUUAGAAUCAAUACGACUGGAUUACUUAGGCCUUAGGCGACGGUUUAACUCCGGAGGAACGACAGAAAAACGAAACACCGACCGCGUGUUAAGCGGCACGAGCGAUUUUUCGCGAUUGGCGUACAAAAGAAAGGGGUACGCAGUGACGAACCUGAACGCAGAGAAAACAAGCUGCACCAGCGAGUUGCUUCGUAUGCCUUGAUGGGGUGUGUUUUCAGUGUGUUUGGGCGGGGUGUGAGGCAGUCGUUGCUGCCGCGUCGGCUCAUGCAGCCGGUCUGUUAAAAAUGGCAGCAUCGUCCGAUUUUUACGUCUCGAGUAACAAUUAUUGGCUGCGACCGAGGAAGAAAUCCAGUUGACAUCCGGGCGCGGGCAGCUAGGAGGGACAGUGAGUAACCGAACACGUGGUCCGUUGAGGGAGCAGCUAGUCUAGUUUACUACUAGGUGCGUGUGUCGGCUAGCUACACCCCUGGCGCACGUGCGUACGUGUAUUUCCGCGAGUCGUCGCGAACGGUGCACGUGUGAGUGACAAAUCGCGAGUGAAAGUGCUUGGAGACUAGUGACUUUUUUUCGUACCGUCACGCGUUUCUCACAGGCUUCCUGUAUUUUCAUUUGUGAAACCUGUCUUGACAGUUGAAACUUGACGUUUCGGAGCGUCCGUGUCGACACCAUCGCGUUCGUCCAGUGUUUACCAUGUAUCCUGAGCUUAAGGUUGAUUAAAUCAGUGGAAUACGCAUAUGAUUGACGAAAAAUCGAUCGUUCUUAUAGCCACGAGCAAUUAUUAUCAUUCGUUCGAUGCGAAUUAACAAACGGGUAAAAAUCUUCGGUAAAUACGAACACGAAUGCUGUGGCGCCACCUGCACGCUACGUCCCUGGCAAGGGUCGUCUGUUGACUCUGGUGGUGUUUAUUCGCGCUUGCCUCUUCUCUCUUUCUUUCUUGCACCGAGUCAUUUGUGUUUGGACGAUCGCGAAUUUUUUUGCAAUGUGACGAGAAAAUGAAUGAAGACUAGCGUGAUGUCGGACCUGUGCACGCGCCUAACAGUGGGUGCGCGCCUGGAUCUCGACUCGAAAUCUGGUGGAACGUCUUGAAACAGGUUGAAAAUCAGCGUGAAAAUGCCGGCAACGCGACCGUACAGAUGCCCAUUGUUGUACGCUGUUUUCACGGUUUUCGAUGAGACGGUUCGUGGACGGACUGCGAAUUCGGAUUCUUGAAAAGUAUCGGGAAUCGUGUUUCGUGCGCUUUAAGUUCCCUCGUUGGCUGUGGAACUUGCGGAACGCGUCCUAACCGCCGUAUAGGUUAGGUUACCGGCACAUAACCUUAACGCGACUCCAAGGAAAACUUGAGUUACUGUACACGCAGGAAUUGAAACGUGACAUUGUUGUUCGAUUAGGAUUAAAGUGUAUCCGGUGAAUUGACGUUUUUUUUUCUCGCCAAGUGCUGAUUCCUCCAAAGUGGGUGAUCGGUGCAAUGGAAUGAGCUGGUUGAUCAUAGGACAAUGAAGGCCAAUGGGACAAACAAUGGCUGUAGCCGCCUAAACACGCCAUUGGCAGCCACUACCACGCUGGAGGAUCCGGGAACACCAGCCUCUUGGAAGGGCCCGCCGCCCGGCUCGGAGGCAUCGCCCUUUACACCAAACUCCGUUGGCCAGGGUGGUGGCCCUGGCUCUGGUCCCUACAACAGUACAGGUGGUCCACCGAGCAAUGCGGCCUUCCAAGGACCGAGUCCUUUCCCCGGUGGCGCUGGUAGCCCAGCGGGGGCACCACCCUAUCAAGGUCCACCUCCUGGUUCCGCGACUCCCCAAUAUACUGCCUCGCCGGCGCCUAGUGGUUCCUCGACACCCGGUCCUGGACCACCGCCGAAUUCGUCGGGAUUCCCUCCGCCGCCGAAUAAUUCCGGGCCACCGUACAAUGGGCCCGGUCCGAGUCCGUUUGGCUCGCCAUCUGGCGGGCCACCGCAGUUCGUCGGUCGACCUGGUUCUUCGGGACCGCCGUUCGUACCUCCGGGUGCUGGAAAUCCUCACUUUCCUUCGCACGGUCAACCGUUUGGCGGACCACAAUACGGUAUGCCACCUGGAAGCCCAUUUGGACCUGGUCAUCCGAUGACAGGACCUAUCGGACCUGGACAUCCAGCGAUGAUGGGACCUGGUGGACCGGUCGACAGGAUAGAGCAAGG
Frieseomelitta varia is the source of this 3355-nucleotide messenger RNA. Its product is annotated as proline-rich protein 2-like. Lineage: Eukaryota; Metazoa; Arthropoda; Insecta; Hymenoptera; Apidae. The transcript has 2 exons. The annotation marks the transcript as partial. The record is from RefSeq and is a predicted model, not a curated record.